CCUGGAUCAUCCCCGUCCCUGAAUCCCCACAUCCUCCCCAUUCCUGACCCUAACCCUUCACCCUCCUGGGUGCCGUGUCUGUCUGUUCUCCCCAUCCCAUCCCUGCAUCCUUCCCGGCUCUGCAUCUCCUCUAACCCUGCAUCCCUUCCCUGCCUCCUCCCUAACCUUGGAUCAUUCCUGUCCCUGAAUCCUCACAUCCUCCCCAUCCCUGCAUCCUCCCCAUCCCACCCCUGGAUCAUCCCUGUCCCUGAAUCCUCCAUCCCUGAAUCCACAUCCUCCCUAUCCCUGCAUCCUUCCUAUCCUAUCCCUGCAUCCUUCCAGGCUCUGCAUCCUUGCAGCUCCCCUAACCCUGCAUCCUCCUCAACACCGCAUCCCUGUAUCCUCUCCAUCCCAUCCCGUCCCGUUAUCCCGCUGUUAUCCCGCUGUUAUCCCGCUGUUAUCCCGUUGUUAAUCCCGUUAUCCCGUGGUUAUCCCGCUGUCCCCCCGCGGCUCUCCCGGCUCCCCUGUGCCCUGGCAGUGGUACAGCCCUGCCUGCAGCUCCCGCAGCUCCGGGGACGCUGCUGGCAGGGAAGGCAGCGGCUGCGGGGGCUGCGGCCGCGUCCAGCGCCAGCUCCGGGGGAAGCGCUGCGAGGGACCCGAGCGGCUCCCGGGAGAGCCCCGAGCCGGCUCCACACCGAGCCGGCUCCGUCCGAGCCAGCUCCAUCCGAGCCAGCUCCAUCCCGAUCCCGGCUCCAUCCCGAGCCCGGCUCCAUCCCGAGCCCGCUUCCAUCCGAACCAGCUCCACACCGAGCAGGAGCCAUGACCCAGGGCAAGCUCUCCGUGAACAGCAAGCCCCCCGGCUCUGAGGGGCAGGGGGACAAGAAGGACAAUGCCACAGCCCCCCCGGCUCCCCCGUCCUACGAGGAGGCAACAGCAGGAGAAGGGAUGAAAUCCGGGAAUUUCCCCGCCCCGCCCGCGGCCCCGCUCCACCCCAGCUGGGCGUACGUGGAUCCCAGCAGCAGCCCGAGCUACGGCAGCGGGGGGGACCCGGGGGACACGGAGCUGCUCACCACCUUCAGCUGGGACGACAGCAACGUGCGCAGGGUGUUCAUCAGGAAGGUUUAUGCCAUCCUGAUGGUCCAGCUCCUGGUCACCGUUGUCAUCGUGGCUUUCUUCACCUUCUGUGAGCCGGUCAAGGGCUACAUCCAGACCCACCCUGCCUGGUACUGGGCCUCCUACGCUGUUUUCUUCGUCACCUACCUGAUCCUCGCCUGCUGCUCCGGGCCCAGGAGAUACUUCCCAUGGAACCUGAUCCUGCUCAGCAUCUUUACCCUGUCCAUGGCCUAUCUCACUGCAAUGCUCUCCAGUUACUACAACACCAAGUCAGUGCUGCUGUGCCUUGGGAUCACGGCCCUGGUCUGUCUGUCUGUCACCAUCUUCAGCUUCCAGAGCAAGUUUGACUUCACCUCCUACCAGGGCGUUCUCUUCGUGCUGCUCAUGGUGCUGUUCCUGGGGGGGCUGGUCCUGGCUGUCAUCCUGCCCUACCAAUAUGUGCCCUGGCUCCACGCCAUCUACGCCCUGCUCGGGGCUGCCAUCUUCACCAUGUUCCUGGCCCUGGACACGCAGGUGCUGGUGGGGAGCCGCCGCUGCUCGCUCAGCCCUGAGGAAUACAUCUUCGGGGCCCUCAACAUCUACCUGGACAUCAUCUACAUCUUCUCCUUCCUGCUGCAGUUCUUUGGCUCCAGCCAGGAGUGAGGGCAGCCUGUGCUGCUGUGAGGGGUUGAGGUGAAGGGCUCCAAGCCAGCAGCCCCUCCCUCUGUGCUCCCUGCCAGGCACUCAGGAGCCCCUGCCCCUCCCCAGCUUUGUACAUUUGCUGUCAGGCUUUGUCACCCAGAGAGCGAGGCAGGGUUCGGUGUGUGCCCCUUCUGCUCCCCCUGCUCCUGCCCAGCCCAGCCCAGCCCAAACUGGGGGCAGGAGCAGGACCUGCCUGGCCCCAGGGGCUGCUGAGUCCUCUGGGUCCUGCCCACCAAGGCUGGAAGAGCUGUGACAGAACAAGUGAGGGCAGCAGAGCAGGGAACUCGGUUAGACCCUGGCAAAGCAGCUGAGCCAGGGGAAAAGCCUUGGGGAAUCCUUGUUUCCCACAUUCCCUGGAGCUUGGUGGCCUCUGUGCUGUUCCUGGUGGCUGCUGCUGCUGGGAAUGUGAGUGUGGGAUCCCACAGCUGGAUUUCACUGCUCCAGGCACAGGAACCUGUUUGUUCAGAACGUGCAGCUCUCUGAGGUCAUCCCUGGUGGCACUGCAGGAAGAAUUCCUCUGGAUCCCUUGCACCCGGCUGUGGGGCCCUUCCCUUCCCUUCCCUUCCCUUCCCUUCCCUUCCCUUCCCUUCCCUUCCCUUCCCUUCCCUUCCCUUCCCUUCCCUUCCCUUCCCUUCCCUUCCCUUCCCUUCCCUUCCCUUCCCUUCCCUUCCCUUCCCUUCCCCUUUUUUCCCUUCCCCUUUUUUCCCUUUUUGUUUUCCUUUUUUUCCUUUUAUCCCAUCCCACCCAGGGGGCUGUGCUGGUUCUCUUUGGAGUGUGGCUCCUCACUGGAGGGAUGGGGAUCCCAGGGAAGGAGUAUUUCCAGAGAAGGGAUGGAGGAGGCCGAGUUUCCACGCUGGGAAAUGCCAUUCCCUGUGAGAAAUGGGCUCUGGAUGGGAAAUGGGAUCCUGUGACCCACCCUGAGCACCUGACACCUGCACAGCUGCUCCAAAUGACCAUUCCCAAGGGGUUAUUCCCAGGGCUGAGGCCACUGAGCACCAGUGUCCCAUCCCUGGCUGUUGUCCCCUCUCCUCUCCCAGGCAGGGAUGUCACUGUGGGCUCUGGAGUGCUCAGGUAACUUUCCACCUGGCCAAGCUCACGUUCCCAGCUGGGCUGUAAAGCUGCCCAGGGAGAUAAGGGCCUUUUGCUCUCAUUCCAGGAGUGAUGCUGGUGCAGAUAGCAGCUGCUAUCUCCCAUCUGGCUGGGAAUGCCCUGCAGCCAGCCCUGCUGGAGAGGCUCUGCCACGAGGGCACGUUCCUGCUCCUUCUGCCCUGUCCCCCUCACAUGGCCUGGCCUGUGCCACACGUGCCCAGGGAGUGGAAAUGCUCCAGCCCCUCCCUGGCUGGGCCAAUGAGCACAAGUGAUGCCUUCCCUUUAUCUUCCACCCCAAAAUACCCCCAAAAACCUAACCAGGUUAAAAAAACCCAGUCAGACACAAAAAACCCAAUCAGACACAAAAACUGACAAUCAGACCAGAAAAUCUCCAACCAGACAAAAAAAACCCCAACAAACCCAAUCAGACACAAAAAAAACCCAACUGGACCAAAAAAACCACAACCAAACAAAAAACCCACAAUCAGACCAAAAAGUCUCCAACCAGACAAAAAAACCCAACCCCAAUCAGACACAAAAACCUUAACCAGAUUAAAAAAACCCCAGACACAAAAAACUGACAAUCAGACCAAAAAGUCUCCAACCAGACAAAAAAACCCAAAACUAGUCAGACACAAAAAACCUAACCAGAUUAAAAAACCCCAACCAGACACAAAAAAAACCAACCAAACAAAAAACUGACAAUCAGACCAGAAAAUCUCCAACCAGACAAAAAAAACCCAAACCCAAUCAGACACAAAAAAAAACCCAACUGGACCAAAAAAAACCUCAACCAAACAAAAAACCCAUAAUCAGACCAAAAAGUCUCCAGCCAGACAAAAAACCCAACACCAAUCAGACACAAAAAUACCCAACCAGAUAAAAAAACCCCAGCCAGACACAAAAAAAGCCAACCAGACCAAAAGCCCCCAGUCAGGUGCAAAAAACCCAAUUAAAAAAAAAAAAACAAAACCAAACCACAACCAAACCAGAACAUCUCCAACCAGACAAGAAACACCAAUCAGACACAAAAAACCCCAACCAGACCAAAAACCCCCAGUCAGAGACAAAAAAAAAAAAAACCAAAACGAAAAACCAACCAAACAAAAAAAACCA
Oenanthe melanoleuca is the source of this 3978-nucleotide messenger RNA. RefSeq names its product Fas apoptotic inhibitory molecule 2 (gene FAIM2). Bases 799 to 1734 code for a protein of 311 amino acids. Gene Ontology annotation, biological process: negative regulation of apoptotic signaling pathway. NCBI's taxonomy places the organism in Eukaryota, Metazoa, Chordata, Aves, Passeriformes, Muscicapidae. Gene Ontology annotation, cellular component: Golgi apparatus; endoplasmic reticulum; membrane. The record is from RefSeq and is a predicted model, not a curated record. The transcript is spliced from 12 exons.